Camellia sinensis is the source of this 1472-nucleotide messenger RNA. Its product is annotated as GDSL esterase/lipase At5g14450. NCBI's taxonomy places the organism in Eukaryota, Viridiplantae, Streptophyta, Magnoliopsida, Ericales, Theaceae. Gene Ontology annotation, molecular function: hydrolase activity, acting on ester bonds. The record is from RefSeq and is a predicted model, not a curated record.
CAACCAACAACCCAUCAAAAAGCUGCAUCACACACUCCUCAAUCCUACUCUCUCUCUCUCUCUCUUUUCGCUAUAUAUACUUUGAAUAAGCAAAGUGAAUAGGCCAUGCGCGACUUCUCUUAUUUUUCUUGAAUUGAGAGACCUGGGAUUGCUGAAAAGCCUCAGCACCCAACUGGGGUAUAAUCUAUCUAUCUAUCUCUACUAGGAGCUUAUUAUUAUGGCGAUUUGGGGACUCGGGAAUUUGCUUUUUGCAUUAAUAUUAGUGGGCGGUGUGGCUGGCCAUCCUUCUUGUGGGUUUCCAGCUAUUUACAGUUUUGGAGACAACAAUUCCGACACCGGCGAACAUGCUGCCAUGUUCGCCGACGUGGGUUUGCCCAACGGCCAAACUUUUUUCCACGGCCCAUCUGGAAGAUAUUCCGAUGGUCGUGUUAUCAUUGAUUUCAUUGCUGAGGCUUUUGGAUUUCCAUUUUUAAGUGCAUAUUUGGAUUCAUAUAAGACGAAUUACAGACACGGUGCGAAUUUCGCGUUGGGAGGAUCGGCGAUCCGUGGAGGACACGGCUUUAGUCACACCAGCUUUCUUCAACAGGUCUUUCAAUUUGCUCAAUUCAAGACGCGCACCACCGCCCUCUUUAACAAACUCGGCUCUGAUCCCAAGAACCAAUCAGCAAAAAGCAUUCUCCCGAGGCCCGAGGAGUUCCGAAAGUCAUUGUUCAUAAUAGACGUUGGUCAGAAUGAUUUUGCCUUCGACUUACAACAUACUUCCCUCGAGGAUACCCGAAAACAAAUCCCUGAAAUGGUCAAAAGUCUUGUUGAGCCCAUCUCAACGUUUCUAAUUGGAAGGUACGAAGCAAGGCAUUUAGUGAUACAUAACAUUGGUCCCUUUGGUUGUCUUCCAUACCACAUUAAAUCGUACCAAAAGAAAAAUUCAACUUGUGCUUUGGACCAAUAUGGGUGCGUCAAGGAACUAAACGAGGCGGUUCAAGAGUUCAACAGACAAUUAAAACUCAAGAUUGCUGAGGCUAGGAAGGCUAACCCCAAUGCAACCAUCACAUAUGUUGAUGUCUAUUCAGCUAAAUACAAUCUCAUCAGCAAUGCAAAGAACCUAGGCUUUGAAGAUCCAAUGAAGUUUUGUUGCGGCAGUUAUAACGACCAAUACAUUCGGUGUGGCGAACAAGAUUCGAAUGGAAAGUUGAUUGGGACUGCAUGCAAUGAUCCAUCAAAGUACAUAAGCUGGGAUGGGAUACACUAUACCGAUGCCGCCAACAAACUUGUUGCCAAACACAUUCUUAAUGGCUCCUUGUCAGAUCCUCCAGUUUCAUAUGCUGAGGCUUGUCGUAUAUAAAAGUCAAUUGUCACCGUUCGAUCAUUUCACUAUGUAUGAUCAUAGUAUAUCAAUAUAGGCCUACCAUGUGUUCUGUGCAUGUUGCCUCCAUGAAAUGAAAAAUACUAUAUUGCCCACAUGUUUCUUUGUC